This is a messenger RNA of Drosophila kikkawai, 534 nucleotides long. The record is from RefSeq and is a predicted model, not a curated record. NCBI's taxonomy places the organism in Eukaryota, Metazoa, Arthropoda, Insecta, Diptera, Drosophilidae.
AUGUGCAAGUUCACCAAUCGGCUGUUCGUCUUCGCCCUGUUGCUUCUGGCGCUGGGUGGUAGUCUGGCCCAACCCGCUAGUGGAAGGAGGAACGUGGUCAGCGACCUGCUGGAGGUAUUGUACGAAGACUACAACGACAACGAUUUCCAGCGGGAGGAUGUGUUCUACGAUCAGCGGCAAAAGGGUGCUGAAAACCUGCAGCUGAGUGUGGAUGGGGUUGUCAUCGGAAUGUCUCCCCAAAUGGGUCCAAACUUGCUUUACUCAAUGGCCGCAAAGUACUUGAGUGAAAUGAUGCUGCGUAAAUCUACCACCGAGCCAGAUAUCGACGAGUUAUUCGAAGAUGAUCCUGUCACAAAGAAGACAGAGCUGCCGUCUGCUGCCAGUGAGAGCUCCACAAAACUCCCAGAACACGCCAAUAGAGAUCUAGAAAGUAAACAGCAACACAUUGUAUCGCCACAGAACUCCAGUCUUAAUCCAUCAUUGCAAAUGCUGAGUUUGCUGAAGAUGCUUAAAAGUUCAAAGGCCUAAAUGCCA